Molecule: messenger RNA, 1602 nt
Organism: Panicum hallii
Lineage: Eukaryota; Viridiplantae; Streptophyta; Magnoliopsida; Poales; Poaceae
Product: probable transcription factor GLK2
Exons: 6
Coding region: 305-1450 (381 amino acids)
Biological process (GO): regulation of DNA-templated transcription; abaxial cell fate specification
Cellular component (GO): nucleus
Molecular function (GO): transcription cis-regulatory region binding
Source: RefSeq, a predicted model, not a curated record
CCUCUCUCUUUCUCUUUCUCAGUGACUGUACCACUGACCUGACUUUGCCAUCUCUCUCCUCGUCUCCUUUCCUCUCUCUCUUUCUACCAUCUUCUUUCCUCUUCUUUGAUCACCGGGCGGACCACCGCUGAUAUAGCUCCUUCCUACCCUCCAUGGCCUCGGCUUGAUUCAAGAAGUAUAUGAUCGCCUGAUCCCAAGUAGUAGUGGAUUGGCUAGGAGUUUUUGGAGUCCGUCCUCCAUUCCAUUUGAUCGCUGAGGUUGAGCUGCAAGGCUGUGACCUUUUCCAUUGCUUGAUCCUCCUCCAAUGCUGCAAAGGAACCUGCCGAAUCUCUCCCUCCGGAUAAGCCCGCCAGCCUCCUCGUCGGCCGCUGCUAGUGACGCGCCAGCUCUGGCGAAGCCUCCGUCGCCAGAACCAAGCACGGCGUCGUACGCUGAUGAAGGAAGCGGCGAGGUAGGGUUCUUCGCAAACCCUAGCCCCGGCGCGGAGCCCCCGGGCCUCAGUCUGGGGCUCGGCACGCCGGCGCACGGCGGCAACGCGGCCGGGCGCCGAGGCCACCUCGAGCCGCAGGGAUGCGCGUUCAAGCGCGCGGCCACCAGGGCGUCCCUGCCGGCAGGCGGAUCGAAGCGGAGAUCCCGGGCGCCGCGGAUGCGCUGGACCACCGCGCUCCACGCGCGCUUCGUGCACGCCGUUGAGCUCCUCGGCGGCCAUGAGAGAGCGACUCCGAAGUCGGUGCUGGAGCUGAUGAACGUCAAGGAUCUGACGCUGGCGCAUGUCAAGAGCCACCUUCAGAUGUAUAGGACAGUGAAGAGCACAGACAGAUCGUUACACAUCGCCACAGGCGAGGCGUUGCCGCUGCAGAGGACGGCGACAGGGAUGGAAGCGGCGGCGGCGGCAGGAGGAGGAGGAGGUGGUGGUGCCGCUGCCGCUGGAUGUGGGGUGGUAGUGAUACCAGUAGUGCCAGCAGCAUGUGACGACAUGGUUGGGAUCUGCAGCUCUCCUUCGGCGGGCUCUGCGCCGCCUGCUGCGGCGACUACUUCCGCUGCUCACUUCCUCUGUGCGCCACCAGCAACUGCUCCACUGGCGGCAGCACCGUCACCUCCUCCACCCAUUCCCCCGAGGACUGACCACGCAGCAGGAGUGCUGCAAAAAGGUGUUGCGAUUGUUGACUCGGCGCAACGGUGUCAGAGACAUAAUUUCUCACCACCACUGCUUCAGCAUGAUACUCAGGCAGCUCAAGAAGAGGCAAAUCAUCACCUGGCUAUGGGGCUGCACGCAAGUGCCGAAGCGGUCGCUACAAAAUGCUCGAGCCCCGGGAGCUCUUCUUCUCCGUCCUUUGCAAGCGUGGAGCUGCUGGCAGACGACAUGUACGCGCCGAGCCUGGAGAUCUCCCUCGGGAGGCAGGACUGGCGCAUGGAGCCUCCGGAAGAACUUAGCCUGAAAUACCUGUGACACAGGGAGAUGGAUCUUCUUUUUGGUUUCGCUAACCGACCAUUGAUGGAUCAACGGACCCCUGGAUCGAUGUUCAUGAAGUAAUUAAGCGCACGGAUUUGAUAUUUGGCAUGGAAUGAAAUCUAUAAAAGUUGUGAGUGCAUGGUUUGAUC